This is a messenger RNA of Elephantulus edwardii (Cape elephant shrew), 264 nucleotides long. RefSeq names its product protein phosphatase 1, regulatory subunit 7 (gene PPP1R7). The transcript is spliced from 2 exons. Gene Ontology annotation, molecular function: protein binding. The record is from RefSeq and is a predicted model, not a curated record. NCBI's taxonomy places the organism in Eukaryota, Metazoa, Chordata, Mammalia, Macroscelidea, Macroscelididae. The annotation marks the transcript as partial.
AACAAACUGACGAUGUUGGAUAUUGCAUCAAAUAGGAUCAAAAAGAUUGAAAAUGUCAGCCAUCUAACAGAGCUGCAGGAAUUUUGGAUGAAUGACAACCUCAUUGAGAGUUGGAGCGACCUGGAUGAACUGAAAGGUGCGGGGAACCUGGAGACGGUGUACCUGGAGCGGAACCCCCUGCAGAAGGACCCCCAGUACAGGAGGAAGAUCAUGCUGGCCCUCCCCACCGUGCGGCAGAUUGAUGCCACCUUCGUCAGGUUCUGA